Messenger RNA from Cokeromyces recurvatus, 1362 nucleotides. Its product is annotated as transcription regulator HTH, apses-type DNA-binding domain-containing protein. The coding region runs from base 192 to 1250 and encodes 352 amino acids. Gene Ontology annotation, cellular component: MBF transcription complex; SBF transcription complex. Lineage: Eukaryota; Fungi; Mucoromycota; Mucoromycetes; Mucorales; Mucoraceae. The transcript has 3 exons. Gene Ontology annotation, molecular function: DNA binding; transcription regulator activity. The record is from RefSeq and is a predicted model, not a curated record.
CUUCUCUCUAUUUUAGAUAAAAAAGACAUCUAUUUUAAUAUUUCUAUUUCUUUCUUAUCUUAACUCUUUCUUUAGUAAAUAAAUAUAUUUAUUAUUAUUUAUAUCAAUAUCUUGACUACAUUUAGACUCAACUUCUUUAUAGUUUAAUCUAUAAAACUUUAACCUUAUAAAAUAAUUAUUAUAAUAAUAAAAUGUCGGGUAAUAAUAGUCUUUCUAGUAAGGAUACUUGGUCUUAUUGUCCUUGUAAAUCUGAAAAAUAUCCUCAAUUUGAUAUCAAGAUGUGUAAUUAUUCUACUUCUCUUGAUCCUCGUGGUUAUAUUCCAGUUUACCAAUAUAAUAUUAAAGAUGUGCCAGUUAUGUGGGAUAGAGAAACAGGAUAUGUUCAUUUCACUGGUAUUUGGAAAAUACUUGGAAACACUAAAACAGAUAUUGUCAAAAUAAUGGAUGCAAAUCCUAAUUUGAAAACAAAAAAGAUUCGAGGUGGCUUUCUUCAAAUUCAAGGUACUUGGGUUCCUUAUAAAGAAGCUCACUUACUUUGUAAGAGAAAUGCUUGGAACGUUAGAAAUGAACUUAUACCUAUCUUUGGGCAAAGUUUUCCUUUUGAAGCUCUUUCUCCUAAUCAUGAAGAUUUUGGUUGUCUUUGGUUAGAUCCGAAAAAGAAAGAUACGAACAAUAUCAAAAAGAAUAGUUCUCUUAUCAAAAAUACUUCUUACACUACCGCUUCCACAAGCCGUAGUAGCAGUAUGAAACCUUACACCAGAUACGAGAUAAGAAAAUCAAUAGUUCGAAGAAAACCUCCUAUGAACUAUAUACCAACCAGACAAAAUUCUCUUUCUUCAACAGAAAGUAAUAUAUCAGCAGUAGCACAAUUUAUAGAUAAAGAUAGCUUACUCAGUGAUGAUAUGAUUUCCUUAUCAGAUGAUUCAUCUUCAGCACACUCCUGCCAAAUCACACCUAUUCAUAAUAAAUUAUCUUUAUUACCUAAUACCUUUCAUACCACAACUACAUCUCAAUAUUCUAUCUGUCCUAAUACAACUAUGCUUAUGAAUUCUUCCACUUUUUUCCCUUUAUUAUCACAUAUAAAUCAGGAGAAGAGUGAAAAAGAAGAUAUAGAAAUAGUUCAAGCAGCUCUUGCAUUACAAAGACUCUCUCAAGAUGAUGGUACAAGGCCCUUUCCACCUUUUGAUACCGAAGCUAUUCCUUCUAAAAUCAUUUUAAAUAAUCAAGAAUUUACUAUCGUUUGGGAUUAAUUUAAUAUUAUUAGUAAAUAUUGAUAUAUAUAUAUAUAUUUAUAUAUUUAUAUGUAUUUAUAUAAAAACUGAUGUAAUAUUUGCCAUUUAAUAAAAUAUGCAUUUGAUAAAA